Prorocentrum cordatum is the source of this 273-nucleotide messenger RNA. The record is from the annotation of a GenBank genome assembly. NCBI's taxonomy places the organism in Eukaryota, Dinophyceae, Prorocentrales, Prorocentraceae.
GCCUUCGCGCUCCCGACCCUGGAGACGCCCAGCAAGGCGGCGCCAGCGCCGGAGGAGGGGCGCCUGUACACCCACCCGGACGGCAGGGAGGAGGCCGUCAGGUUCCUGCGAGAGAAGCCGGCGCCAAUGAUACGCGAUGCUGUGCCGGACUUUGUGCAGGCUGGCAGUUUCGGAGGGAAAAGGCAGGGCUACUACUUCUCGACGGGCGACAGCGGCCUCGGCUACUACCGGGACGCGCAGCAGGAGCUCCCUCCCGCCGAGGGCGACGAGCAG